GGACCGAGCGGAGCAGCAAAGUUGCCUGCCUGAAAGUUCCUUGCCGACUGCUGUGCAACAAGUAAAUUCAGCGACUUGUGUACAGUACAGUCGUUCAUUUCCGAAGACACGACCAAGACAGGAGGGGUCGGUCCGCUCUGGCGUGCCGAAAGUGCAUCAACUACCAGAUGGACGGCAUUGUCACUUGCGGCGGGGUGACCUCGAACGGCACCAAAUCAAUGGAGUUGCUGAUGAGUGAGCUGAGUGCACUCUUGAAGUUGCUGGAUAAGGAGACCCUGACCUCCUCCACGCAGGAGAAGAAGACCUCAGUUUGGAACCUCCUGCAGCAGAUACAGCCAUCAGUUUCAGGGACAGACUACAUAUAUGUGAACUCGGUAGUGUACAGGAAUGGAACCAGCUUUGUGGAGUCCCUCUUUGAGAAGUUUGACUGCGAACUUGGAGACCUAAAGGAUGUUAACGACGAUGUGAAGCUAGGAAAACACACACAAAAUGAGACUUUGAAACAGGACUCUGGCAACUCCUCAGCUGUGUACUCAGCUGACUCUCCUCCACCUUUACCCACAACACCUCCCCCAGAGGAUUAUUAUGAGGAGGCAGUGCCACUCAGUCCGGGCGCAAUGCCCGAAUACAUCAUCACAAGAGUUAGACCUAGCCCUCCCAACUCCAUCGAGGAUGGAUAUGAAGAUGCAGACAACAGCAGCCCAACUACACACAUCAACUCCCACCGCAAAAACUCCUAUAAUGAUUCUGACGCUCUGAGUAGCUCGUAUGAGUCAUAUGAGGAAGACGAGGAAGAGAGGAGCCCCGGUGUUCAACUCAUGCAUCAGUGGCCCUCGGAGGAGAGCUCGAUGCCCCCUGCCAAGGACUGUCGCAUCUGUGCCUUCCUACUACGCAAGAAACGCUUUGGGCAGUGGGCCAAGCAGUUUACAGUUAUACGGGAAAAUCGAUUACAGUGUUAUAAGAGUUCUAAGGAUACAUGCCCGUACGUGGACCUGCUACUGCCUCAAUGCACUGUGGUCUACGCCCCGAAGGACACCAAACGGAAGCACCAUGAACUCCGGUUCACCUUACCCAACGGAGAUGUUCUUGUGCUGGCUGUGCAGAGCAAGGAGCAAGCAGACGGAUGGCUCAAGGUUGUCAGAGAGGUGAAGGGUCAAUGCACUGGGCUGGAGGUAUCCACGUCUCCCAUUAUUCUGAGAAAAAACGAACUUGACAAGAGGUUGUCUGCAGAGAAGAACAAUUCAGAUUCAGACAGUGUUGGCGUAUCAACAGGGGAGAACGUCCGAGAAAACGGUAAAGUGAAGCGCGGAGCCUUUGCUGCAGGUCGAAAGAUCACACGCAUCAUCAGUUUCUCAAAGAAGAAGAUUUCUCGUACACCCUACAACGACCCUCGACAAGGUUAUCUGUCAGUGCUAGUCAACCAAGUGUGGCAGGAGCACUGGUGCUGCGUGUGCAGAGGUUUCUUGCACUUUUACCAUGACAGAGGAGACCAUCAGACCUCCUUGCCCUCCCUCCCACUACAUGGCUGUGAGGUGGUGCCAGGCCUGGGACCCAAGCACCCCAUUGCCUUCAGAAUUUUACGAGCAAGCACCACUGUGGCUGCUCUGGAGGCAGCCAACUCUGAGGAUCUCGGAAGAUGGCUGGGAGUUCUCUUGGCAGAAACUGGCUCCACAGCUGAUCCAGAGUCUCUGCAUUAUGACUGCGUAGACGUGGAGACGAUCGCUAAUAUCCGCAAUGCUGCACGACAUUCCUUCCUGUGGGCCACGUCGUCCGGAGGCAACACGGACUCCAGAACAUAUGACGAGGUCCCUAUUGAGGACAUGCAGUCUAUGGAGAGCUGCCGGCAGCAAUGUGGGAAUCAAGGGAAGCGGCGCUCCAGUUUCUCCAGCAGUGAUUCUGACAAAACCAAGCCAUUACACUCCCUCAAACGAACAGGUUCAAAUUCUAACCAGUAUGGAAGGUAUGGGAAGACUCGAGCAGAGGAAGAUGCUAAGCGCUACCUGAAAGAAAAAGAAGGGCUGGAAAGAGAGAGGGAUGGGAUUCGGAAUACGCUCUCGUCCCUCCGACAGGAGAAGCGAGAGCUGAAGCAACAGCUGCAAACAGCUUCUGAGAAGCGAGGUCUCCUCUUGAACCAGCGUGUGUCCCAACUGGAAGAGGCUUGUCGAGAUAAGGAAGCAGCACGAGUGGACCUGGAGUUGCGACUGUCCCAUGUCAAAGAAAACAUAAAGAAAAGCAUGGCGGGCGGAGCGCUGGGAGCACCUGUGGAGAAUGUCCCACAUGUCAAGGGCCCCAGAAAGAAAAACCACAAUAUCUACAGUGAUAGUUUACCAGUAAACUGUGCCUCCGAGCUGCGCAAGAGACCCCCCUCUGUGUAUGCGUCAUCUUCAGGAAGUGUCAUGCAGAAGGCUAAGGAAUGGGAAUCAAAGAAAUGAACUUAAAUGCAGUGUCAACGGAAGUAGUUCCAG
Messenger RNA from Syngnathoides biaculeatus (alligator pipefish), 2465 nucleotides. It is a transcript of the gene afap1l1a, whose product is annotated as actin filament associated protein 1-like 1a. The coding region runs from base 168 to 2432 and encodes 754 amino acids. NCBI's taxonomy places the organism in Eukaryota, Metazoa, Chordata, Actinopteri, Syngnathiformes, Syngnathidae. The record is from RefSeq and is a predicted model, not a curated record. The transcript is spliced from 19 exons. Gene Ontology annotation, molecular function: SH3 domain binding. Gene Ontology annotation, cellular component: cytosol.